AUGCCAUCGUUAUCUUACAGUGCAACAACAGAGGAUUGUCUGCCAUAUGCACCAUCUACGAAUAAUUCCGUACCUAUUCCUCGAUUCAUCAAUUCCUCUUCUAAUUCGAAUUUAAGUCCACCCGUCAAUCGUCUUCAGCGAAAACCCUCAUUUGGGAACUCCCGCCAGAUUGCGCCCCCUCCUCAAGAUGAAUCUCACGACGCAAUAGGGGAAUCGCGAAGUCAACCGAGGCAACCGCAUAGCCGCUCUAGUAGUACAAGUGGUGUCCAGGAAUCAACGGGAAAUUUUAAUCGGUGGAGUCAAUCGACAGCUUCAAGUGCAGGAGGACAUACACGCAGCCGUUCAAACUCGAUUUCGCAUUUGAGCUUCGGCGGAUCCGGGUUACAUGGGAAUGGUGUUGUCCAAUCUCCUCCGAGAAAAUUACAGAAGAGCCGACCUUCAAUUGAUAUUAGUCCUCAAAGGAGGAGACCGACAGACUGGUCCACGAACCCUCCUUUGCCGUCAUCUCUCCCGCCAAUUAUCACUCUACCGAUUCCACAGGAAGCCGAAAGCCAUUCUCCAUCGCUGUUAGCAAGUGCGCUUACUCCAUCUACGGCCGGAUUGUUAUCAGCUGCUGUCCAUUCAACUGUACCUGAUUACUUUAGGAAACCUUCGGAACGUUCUAGAUCGAGAGACGUUUCUCAACGGCGAUUAUCUUCAAGGACAGGAAACCAUAGUAUUAGUCCAUCACCCAUAUCAUCCUUUUCAAACGAAACGACAAUACCCCGCCGCGCCCCUGAAGAGGAUUCAAAUGCAGUAAGGGGUCAUUCAAGGAAUCGUUCCAGAGCCGAAAAAAGUAGUAGUUCUUCGCGAAGUUCUAAGCAGCCUUCACAAAAAGCCAUGCUGUCCAAAGCUCUAGAGAAAGCGAAUACAGCAGUGUUGCUUGACAAUGCUCAGAAUUAUGAAGGCGCCAUGCAGGCAUAUUCUGAGGCGUGCAGUUUGUUGCAGCAAGUUAUGGCUCGUAGCUCGGGAGACGAGGAUCGGCGCAAAUUAGAAGCAAUUCGUAAUACUUACACCAGCCGGAUAAGUGAAUUGGCAAAGAUUACCCCUGAGUUGAGUGAUGAAAAGGCACUUCCGGCCAGGCCCGAAAGCACGGAUUUUAGAUCAGAUGAGCUUCCCACGACCGAUGACGAUGAUGAGCUUGCUACUUUAGAGACGGCUACCAUUACGAGGAUAGUUAAUGAUACUUCUUACCCGAACGAGCCCCAGUAUGAUCGAUCAUAUUCUAGGAGUCGGCAAUUGCCCUCGCGUCGUGAAUCUUUGUUACCUUCGGCCCUUGAACCUCCAGAAGCCCAGACUAGAAAUCAUCCUGACCAACGAUCAAAUCACUUCUCUAGAUAUAAUCAAUCCCAAGGACGAAAUAUUGAGACGAGCUUAAAUGUUCCUAUGGACAGCCAGUAUAUGCCACCCCCACUGUCUCCAAGACGACCUGUAUCGCCGAUGACAUAUGGGCCAUCGGGCUCGGGCUCGAAUCUAGCCGCUCCAGCGCCCUCCAAAGGGCAUACUCGAGCACCGAGUAAUGAAUCCAUGUCAUGGUUAGAUACCAUAGAUGAAUCUGGUGGAUCAGCCGCUACAUCUGUACAUUCUAGAUCUUCGUCUCUGAAUGUAAGGAGGAAGCAUAUUCGUGCCCACAGCGGUGAAACUGAAGCCGAAUUUGAUGCCGCACUGGAUGCUGCUGUAGAAGCCGCUUAUGAUGAUGGAUUUGAGCAGGUGGAUCCUGAACGUCGCACUUAUGAGUAUGACGACGAUGAUGAUGAAAUUGUAGCGAAUGUUAGACGAAAGGUCGAACUGGCUAAAGAAAGGGUACGUCAAAGUGAACGAGAUGCUGCCAUAGAGGAUGCUCAUGAAAGGGAGCGAAAACGGCUGUUCCUGCAAUUGCAAGAGCCACAUAUUGGCCCACACGAUGAUUAUGAAGGAAAUGAAUCAGAGGAGGAAGAGAGGAUGCUGGAGGAAAUGACUAGAGGUUAUGUGAUGGAUGAUUUUGAAUUUGGGCUACAGUCAAAAUCUGCAUUGCCCCGAGAGUCUGAUUCUAGUGGGUCGUAUUCUGGUCGGACUUGGCAUAGCUCAAGUGGUUCAAUACCCCCGCUUACCUCUGCCGUCAAUAUGUCAACGAUGUCACCUGUCACUUUAUCGCAGGCUCAAAUUCAGCCACCUCACCCGCCUCCUUCCCAAGCGUUGCCUCCACCACCAGUUCUUGAUGGCAGCCCGGUGAGAAAAAGUAGUCCAGCGCAAAGCGUGCGAAGUAGAAGACUCUCCGGACAGAAUGCCAAGCAGUUGAAGAUUGAGACUUCCUCGAGAUUGAUUGAAGUUCAAAAUGCCCCUUUAACUUUGCCGCCAUCAAUGCCGCCACCGCAGGUUCCUAAUGGCGUUGCAGGUCCAAAGACUGCGGGCUUACCACGGCAGAGACACGGUUCAAUAAGCACGCGACCACUUAUACCCCCACGACAAAAUUCGAUUUCAGGGCCAAGCUCCUCAGAUAUCACUUCGCCUCCGACAACCUUUCUCACUCAAACAUUGACAAACGAUAAUAAUGAAUCCUAUAAUCCUAUACCUCGAUCAGGAUCCCCAAAUCGUUCCCACUCGAGGGCGGGACUGCGAAAGAACUUCUCGUCGUCAAGUCUUAAGAACGUUCGAAGUCAUACUUUAUCGGUUUCCAACAUGGAUGAAUUUGGUGACAUUAUACCACCCACGCCAUUGACUGCCCAGGGAAACAAUGCCAGUGGCAGAAUGCCUGUUAUGCCCACUCUGCCAACACCAAUAGCGGCGGCGUUUAAAGAAAGGAUGAACGGUGCGCCUACUGGCGGCCUCUAUCUUUUCAAUAGUGAUCUUCACACGCCAGAGAGCCCUAGCUCACCCAAUCCAAUGAGUGCAGGCGCACCAAUUCCCUUGGAGCCCUGUCCAACAGAAUACCUCCUUCGCCCAUUCUGGCUCAUGCGCGCGCUAUAUCAGACUAUUGCACAUCCGAGGGGCGGCUAUCUAUCCACCAAAUUAUUCAUACCUCGAGAUGUAUGGAGGGUAAAGGGCGUCAGAAUCAAGGGAGUCGAAGACAAGAUUGCGAAUUGUGACUUUCUUACAGCAGCUUUGAUGAAACUGAGCCAAGUUGAUACCUGUGACGCGGAUGCUGUUUUGGAAGAAAUGCAAUCCCUGGAAGCUAUUCUGGAGCAGGUCCAAAUCAUACUUAGCAAAAAGCUGGGUAGUGAGGUUGGUGUGCAAGGCUCAAACGGGAUGUUCAAAGAUGCAACUACGAGUGAAAACACGGACUUUGCUAAUAUGAGUUCGAAAUCCGGAAGCGUAUCCAGCAAGGCCUCCACCUUCUCGUGGAGACGUCUACGUUCGAAAAAUUCCGCUAUGGGUCUUGCCAACAAUUACUCAAACAAGGUCACCUCUCCUGACGUACCGAAGGAAGGUUUGACUAUGGGCACGUUGCCAAUGACUUCUGCACCUAGAUCGCGAUUCGCAAAGAGAGAUGUUAGCCAAGUACAAUUUUCUGGGCCUAAUGCAAAUUACAUGGGUGCUUUGGCGAGGCUAUUUGACGCUGCACAAGCCAUUGAUCAAAUUGCACGUCAAGUGGAAGACCCUGGUCUUCGCCACGCAGACAAGACUCAAGUCGGUCUCGAACUUUGCACUCGUCACGCAGCCGAGUUCUUCGGGUUUUACAUUUGUCGCUUUGUGUUGAAUGACAUUUCGUUACUUUUGGACAAGUUCAUCAAAAGAGGAAGCGAAUGGGUUCUUGUUUGA
Molecule: messenger RNA, 3777 nt
Organism: Sclerotinia borealis F-4128
Lineage: Eukaryota; Fungi; Ascomycota; Leotiomycetes; Helotiales; Sclerotiniaceae
Source: the annotation of a GenBank genome assembly